This is a messenger RNA of Hydatigera taeniaeformis, 414 nucleotides long. The record is from the annotation of a GenBank genome assembly. NCBI's taxonomy places the organism in Eukaryota, Metazoa, Platyhelminthes, Cestoda, Cyclophyllidea, Taeniidae.
AUGAUCGGUGACUUCGGUCUGAGUCGUGCCGAUGGCUCGCACUUCACCUGUGGUCGAAUAUCAACGCGAUGGACGGCGCCGGAGGUGUUGGAGAGUGAGGCAAACUUUACACUGCGCUCGGAUGUGUGGUCCUUUGGUGUGGUGGUGUGGGAGAUCUACAGUCUCGGCAGUCUGCCCUACAGUGAGGUGCCAAAUCAAGAGUUGCUGACUUACCUUCGUAGUGGUCGUCGAUUGGAUCCACCAUGUGACACGCCAAAGAGGAUGGUCAGUCUCAUGGAUGAGUGUUGGCAGAUGUCGGCUUCACUUCGUCCAUCGUUCGCGGAAAUCGAUUCCUACAUGCAUGGAUUCCCCAUGCAUACACUUCCCCUUAUGUCGCCUCUUCUGCCCGCGAAACAUGUUUCCUCCGUUUUUUGA